AUGGAACAUUUCAAUAUUACAUUAAAUGAUUUACCUGAUGAAAUUCUUCUCAUUAUUUUGAAGAACUUGAAAAGUUUUGAUAUCUAUUAUUCUUUACAAGGUGUUAAUAAACGACUAAAUCAAAUUAUUCAAGAAGAAAUUUUUAUAAAACAUUUAAGUUUUAUUAAACGAUCUUCAAAUAAGUUUAUUGAUCGACUUUCUGAUAAAACAAUACUUCAUCGAUUUUGUUCACAAAUUUUACCUUCAAUUCAUGAGAAAAUUCGAUAUUUACAACUUGGAUCAACAUCAAUGAAAACUAUUCUACAUACUUUUGAUUAUCCUAAUUUAGAUUCUCUUGCAUUAUUUAAUGUUGAUGAAAAAUCAUUUCGAAGUCUUUGUAAAAGUAAAAUCCUUUCAAAUGGAUUAUUCAAAAAUCAAAUUAAAUUCCUUAGUCUUUCAUGUUAUCGAGAUGAAGCUUUGAUUGAUAUGAUACCAUCAAUGACAAAGAUAUUCCAACGUAUUUUUCCUCUUUUUACGAAACUAAGUUAUUUAUUAUUAGAUGAUCGAUAUUAG
Messenger RNA from Adineta ricciae, 552 nucleotides. The record is from the annotation of a GenBank genome assembly. NCBI's taxonomy places the organism in Eukaryota, Metazoa, Rotifera, Eurotatoria, Adinetida, Adinetidae.